Molecule: messenger RNA, 3711 nt
Organism: Lacerta agilis (Sand lizard)
Lineage: Eukaryota; Metazoa; Chordata; Lepidosauria; Squamata; Lacertidae
Gene: ARHGAP40
Product: Rho GTPase activating protein 40
Exons: 15
Coding region: 252-2264 (670 amino acids)
Biological process (GO): regulation of actin filament polymerization; signal transduction; regulation of small GTPase mediated signal transduction
Cellular component (GO): cytoplasm
Molecular function (GO): GTPase activator activity
Source: RefSeq, a predicted model, not a curated record
CUCCGUUCUCACCCUGCCGUAUAUGAGGACAGAAGAAGGAGGAGGAUUUGCCGUCUAAUUAGCAGCAUUCCUGAGACGUGACUGGGUGGCGCUGCAGCGCUGUUGCGUUUGCUGCAGUCAGCUGCUCAACAAUCCAAAAGUGUUCCAGGAACUUACUCUGUCCUGGGACUAUUUGAAGAGAGACACAGAUGGACUGGUGGUUGGUGCUUCUCUCAGCAGAGAAGAGCAAUUUGUACUCUGUAUAAAGGAAUAUGGAUAAAUUUGGAAAGCAUGGCAGGUCCGGAUUUGUUAGGACUCGCAUUCCUAGACCUCAGGUCCUACUGCAGCCAAUCCAGCCUUCUGGUCAUCCAGGUGUUUGCAGAAACUGCGCUUGCAAAAUGAGCCGCUUUCCUCGGAAAAGUUCCUCGGAGCUCCUGCAGUCGGAAUGCAGGCAUUCCAGGGCAGAUUCCUCGAGCAACUUAGCAAUGGAUACUUUUUGGCUAGAGGUGGAGAGCAUCAAAGAGAGUACCGAAUGUGAGCCGGACGAAUGUGACCUUACGGAUGCCAAACCCCCAGAAGAAGGGGAAGCCGAAGCCGAGUGGCUCCAAGACGCAGGGCUUUCGGAUCUAAUUGGGGACCACGCCGCAGAGAAUGGCAACAGUGUCCUGCUUUCCACGUUGACCAAGACUCAGGCUGCAGCUGUGCAGCGACGGCUUGACACUUACACCCGCUCUCGGAGAAAGAAGAACAAGCAGCCUGUCCGUGAUGUCAGAGACAUCUUUGGAGUAGUUGGCUCUGUGGAGACUGAGCCAGAGACAAAUUUGGAAAUGGACAGAUCACACCGCAAGUCUGCAUCGUCAAACAACAUCCAGAAAAAUCCAACAGAAACCCAGGACUUCCCAUCGCCACUGAGAGGCUCUGCAAGAGAGGAGCUCUUCAGCACAGAAAUUGCUUAUUCUGAGCAGGCAGCCAUCCUGCUCAAAGGAUCUUUCCCAAGGGAAUCCAGGAGGAUAAAGGAUGAGAGUUGUUUACCUAAAUUUAAGAUUCCCAAGGGGAGGCUGGGAGUGACCAGGAUAGGAGACUUAUCUCUGCAGGAUAUGAAAAAGAUUCCCACGCUGGCACUCAUUGAGCUGACUGCACUCUGCGACGUCAUUGGCUUGGAGCUGAAGAGAAACAAAGCAGUAAAGCGGAAGGCUGCAGAGCGCAAGCUUUUUGGGGUUUCACUUGGCACUUUGUUAGAAAAUGAUGAAAAGCUCUACCCAAAUACCAGGGUUCCAUUGAUUCUGCAAGCAUUGCUGUCGUGUUUAGAAAAGAAAGGACUGGACACGGAAGGGAUCCUAAGAGUUUCAGGAUCACAGAGCCGCAUUAAGAGCCUGGAACAAAAGCUGGAAAGUGAGUUCUAUACUGGUUUCUUCCAGUGGGAUGAGGUCCAUCAGAAUGAUGUUUCUGGCUUGCUGAAGAGGUUCAUCCGGGAACUGCCCACCCCUCUGCUGACGGCAGAAUACUUACCUGCCUUUGCAGCUGUGCAAAACAUCCCAGAUCUGAAACAGAGGCUGCAGGCUCUCAAUCUGCUUAUACUGAUUUUGCCAGAACCCAACCGAAACACCCUGAAGGCUUUGCUGGAGUUUCUAAGGCUGGUGGUUACCAGGGAGCGGAAAAACAAGAUGAAUCUUUGGAACGUUUCCACGGUCAUUGCUCCAAAUCUCUUCAUGCACAAGGGGCUGCCCAACAAGAUCCCAGAAGGGAAGGAGAAACAGCUGGCCGAGGGUGCGGCGGACGUGGUGCGGAUGAUGAUCCAUUAUCAGGAUUUACUCUGGACUGUUGCAUCUUUCUUGGUAACUCAAGUGAGAAAACUGAACGAGAGCAGCAGCAGGAGGUACCAGUUCUGUGACAGGAGGAUAAAAAACCUGUUAAGGAAGAUUAAUCUGGACAAGGAGAAGACAGAGAAAAACCAUGGCGAACCCUCCAAAAUAGUGAAAGUCCAGGCUUCCCCGUUCCUGAAGGAUUCCUUGGAAGUUCGCUUAACCAGUGGAACCAAAGCUGCAGAUGUCCUGAGGCAGUUCCAGAAGAACCUCUGUCAAAACGGCUGGAAUAUUGUCAACACGGUCAAACUUAUCAAAUGUAAUGGUUCGGUAGAUACGAUGAACCUGCUCUUCUAUGAAGUUGGCGGCAACAUAAGUGAACAUUGCUUGGACCCGGACACAUACCUCUUAGACCUGUACCAUGUGAAUCCUCAUGCAGAAUGGGUUAUAAGACAAAACCCGUCUUUUCCAAGGACACUCUAGGAAGACUGGCGAGAGGGAAAUGAUCUAGCUGGAAAUUAUGUUAAACAAAUAGUCAAAUGGGGGGUGGGGUGGGGAUGAAUUUUUUAUUCCUGGAUUUUUAUUUUCAUUUUAAUGGGAGGCUGUGAAAAAAAAAAGAAGCGGUUCCCUUUAACUGUUCACAUGAACUUGUGGCUAAUUGAAGGUUACAUUGGGGUAGCAGAGCUUCUAUAGGAUGUGAAUGCCUGUAGUAAAGGACUUCUGGAAAGAAAGUUUUAAAAAGAGACAGUCUCGUCCUUGAAGGAAUGGAUGGAGAUCAUCUGGGUUUGAUUCUUUUAAUGCGCAAGCUUAAGGUUGUCACAUUAGUGGAAAGACACCCCAGAGAACAAAUGUGCUGUCAUGUAAAGCUUGCACACUUUCUAAAGAAGUAAGCCUUCUCGGAUAGAAGCUGGGGUUAUCUACACUUGCUUCAUUUUGUUUCUGAAGGGCUUAAUAGGUAACCAAAUUGCCCAGAAUGUAGAGGAGAAAGGAACACUGUUCUGGAAGUUCUGCCCUCAAAAUGCUAAUGUCCCAAGCACAGUGUUGGUGACAUAUUAACUAUGCACAACUGUAGGUGUGCAAUGUCUUCUGGGAUGCAGCCUUGACAUUGCAGUUCAGUGCAUAAACGUGUAUUUGUGUCUGUGUGUGCAGUUCCACAGACAUGUUGCUAUUUGAUUAGAGUAAACCAUCUCAGUAUUACUGUUUAAUUCAACCUUUUUAAUGUUCAGAUUGGAUUUCACAUCCCUGUCUGGUUGUAAUAAUUUUUUCCCUUGGAGAAACUCCCCAGCAGAGACUUGUCUUCCUAUACUGGGCCCUAACAAGUCUUUUUGUUAUGACCAAGACAAUCCAGAAACACCUGAGCCAUAUAAUGUUCUUAGUCUUCAUGUCUUCAUUGUUUCUUUGGUGUUGCGUUUUUAAAACGUCAUGUUUGUAGGUAUAUUUACCAAAAGCCUGUUGAAAUGAUCUAGGUUGUUCUGGAGAAAGCGGUGAUCUGUACUUAAAGAUCCUCCUUUCCUUGUUUGCUCACAUUUUUAAAAAGGCCAAAAUAUCUACCUAAAUGUGUAGAGGGUUUCACAAAGUUGGUAGUUUUGGAUAUCUGUAUUUUGCACUUGUGACUUAAAGAGGGCCUAUUUAUUUUGAAAAUGUCAAGUAAUAGAGACAUUUAAAUCGUCAUUUCAUGUUAUCCACUUCCAAACUAGUGAGAAAGCUAAGCCCUUUCUCAGCCCAAACACCACAGCUGAUGUCGUCAGAAGAGCAAAAUUUGAACAAAUAUGCCGGAAGAUUGCCUCAUUUGGACAUAAAAGGGUUUAGAAGAAGGCAUUUUGUCAGCAUAAGAAAGGAAUUCGUGAUUGAGGGUGGAUGAGUAGGGCAGGGAUUCCACCUUUAAGACAAAUAUGCAUUACAUAUCUGAUCUCUGUAUAAAAGUCGUUUU